Messenger RNA from Emys orbicularis (European pond turtle), 4147 nucleotides. RefSeq lists its product as uncharacterized. Lineage: Eukaryota; Metazoa; Chordata; Testudines; Emydidae. The record is from RefSeq and is a predicted model, not a curated record. The coding region runs from base 475 to 2715 and encodes 746 amino acids. Gene Ontology annotation, cellular component: membrane. The transcript is spliced from 6 exons. Gene Ontology annotation, molecular function: GTPase activity; GTP binding.
CAAUUUCUAGUGCAGAUCUGCCCCUAAUCUCCCACUGUCUGUGAUGUUCAGGAUUCUUGGUUGGGGUCGACGUCCCGGCUCGUUGGCUGGGAACAGCAGCGCUGGAACUGGGCUGUUUGCUCACUGCUUUCAAAGACAAACAGGAAAAAAACCCUGCCAGUUGCUUUCACUUUCCACAUUAUUCACCCUGCUCGGCAUCGGUGGGAGAGACACGAGAGAGAUGGGAAACCGGACACAAAUCACACUGGUUCUGUUAGCUCUUUGCUGACUGGGCACACCUGGAGCUCCCGGGAGGGAAGCCGGAGAUGAGAGAUCGGAACCAGCCCGGCGUUAUGCCUGAGCACUACCGGGGUGAGCGAGAGGGGAAUCGCGCCCUGCGCCUUCAUUCCUGACGUUCAGCGGCUCGCCUGGGGCAGGAGCCAGCCCUUCAGAGACCGUCCCGCCUUCGCUUGCAGCAGCAGGCUGCUCCACACCAUGACGAGAGUCAGUCUCGUUUGCUCACUUCACUCGAUUGCGCUGUGGACUCUCUGCUGGGUUUCUGGAGAGGAGACAGCCAUCACAGCUCAGUAUGGGAAAGACGUCACCCUGACCUGCAUCUUCCCGUCCAAAUUGAAGAUAAGCUUCCAUCGACUGAGCAUCACCUGGACAAAGGAAGGAGCCCAGGGCCAGGGUCUCCUGGUUCACAGAUUCUAUCUGAAGAUGAACUGGCUGGAGGGACAGGAAGAGGCUUACAGGGGCCGAACGCAGCUAUAUCCACAGGAAUUCCCCCAGGGAAAUGCAUCCCUGACACUCAGCGAUGUUCGCCUCCAGGAUGAAGGAUCCUACCUCUGCAACGUCACCUGUGAGCUGGGAAGCUGGUCCCAGAAGAUUUCACUUAUAGUCCUAAGUGACAGUGAAAUGGAAAGGCCCAUCAUCGUUCAGGCAGGGGAGGACGUCAUCCUGAAUUGCUCCUUCCAGUCUGAGUUAAACCACCAGCCACUGAACAUCACCUGGAAGAAGGAGGAAGAGGAGGGACCACAUCUCCUGGUUCACAGCUACUGCUCUGAGCUGGACCCGCUGGAAACACAGGAUGAGGCUUACCGGGGUCGGACCCAGCUGUAUCCGGAGAGAUUCCGUGAGGGAAACGCAUCCCUGAGACUCAAGAACAUCCGGCUGGCGGACAACGGGAUCUACACCUGUCACGUCAAGCCCCAACUGGGCAGGUUUUCCGUGCGGAUGAGAGUGGCCGUGGAGAAGGAUGCUGAGCUUCUCCAGAGCCCAUCAACAUGGUGCAGUCUGUGGUGGAUUGAUCUGGGGGUGUUACUGGGGAUAUUAGCAUUUGCUCGCCUUCGAAUGUAUUAUCCUUCCUGGCGGAAACCGUGGCUGGACAAAAAGUCACCUCGAAGUGAGUCCCAGCAGACUGUGUCCGACCAUAAAAAAGACGAAGAGGAGAACAAACCUCUGCUCCGGUCAUCCCCGUCAACCUCUAUGGAGCUAGGAGUGGCCAAUCCCACCCACAGUCUACCUGUGCAUUCCUCCCUGGGGAAGACUGCCAAAGACAUGGGAGAACCAAGGGCUGCUCCUGGAGUUCAAAUAGUACCUACAUUGAUUUCUAUAAUGCAGCAGUGGGCUUUGGAAUACACCAGGUUAAAUAUCGCCAUUAUGGGAGAGCUAAACUGUGGGAAAUCAUCCUUCAUUAAUGCCAUGCGGGGGCUAUGUGAUGAAGACGAAGGUGCUGCCCCAGUUGGGGAGGAAGAAACAAUGAUGGAGCCAACAGCUUAUCAGCAUCCCAAACACCCGAGCGUGACUUUCUGGAGGCUGCCAAUAGAUUUUCAGCCAUGUCUCCAGACAGUGAAAUUUGUCUGCUACGACUUCUUCAUCAUCAUGGGUUUAGAAGAAUUCACACCUAGGCAUGCUGAGCUGGCCCAUGAGAUCCAGAAGGCAGGGAAGAUGUGUUCCUUUGUGCGCUCCAAGGUGGAUGCAGAUUUGCAUGAUGCCAGACACAGCCGGCCCUCCAACUAUGAUGAGGAGAAAAUAUUGAAGGACAUCCGUAACCACUGCAUCAGAUGCCUGGAAAUGGGAGGGAUGAUCAAUCCUGAGGUUUUCCUCCUCUCCGCAUUUGAAUUAGAGAAGUAUGAUUUUCCCCUCCUGAGAGCGAGCAUGGAGAAAGAUCUCCCGGGCAACAAGAAAGGGGCUUUGAUACUGGCCCUGCCCAACUCCUCUCUGCAAAUCUUGCAAAAGAAAAAGGAAGCCCUGCAGAAGCAGAUCUGGAAAAUAGCCCUUGCGUCCACUCUAAUCACGGUUUUUCACAUGCCCGUUGUCUCCACCAUUCUUGACGUUACCAUUCUACUGACAUGCAUGAGAUAUUAUUGCCAGGUCUUGGGCCUGGAUGAUGUCUCCUUCACGGCUCUCGUGAGGCAGUUUGGCAAACCAGCGGAAGAGUUGAAGGCUGUUAUGAAGCCCCUGCUGACCAAGGAAAUUAGCAUUAACGUGGUCUUGCAGCUCCUGUCCUCGGUUGGGUGCGGCAUAUUGAUAGGACUUGAUUUGUUUCUGUGGCCUUUACGGGUGCUAGGAUUCAUGCUGUCUGGAGGAGUUGCAGCGGUAGGAUUCUUAGGGGCUGGUGCAAUUUCACUGGCUACCACGUAUAUCCUGCUGAAAACCUUUCUCAACGGUGCUGCUGAAGAUGCCCAAAGAAUCCUACAGAAGCUAAGUCCACAUGACAACAGGAAAAGCUAACGAAGCUAACGAGACGACUCAAACGAGGAAGGAUUUCCAGCACCGGCAUCUAAAUGUUCAGGGCACACGCUUCACGAGCACCAUGUGCUUAUUCUGCUGUUCUUGUCCCUGUUCUGGUCCUUCCUUUUUAAGCUCCCCUGGUGUAAUCCUCCAGCGCAUAACUCCACCAGCUUCCACUUGACACGGGAACUGGGCUGAGGUUGUCACACCAGACGGGCUUAGAUUGGAAGAACCAGCAUCAUAAAUCCGGGUCAACAGAUGAAUAGUGAAACGAUUGAAUGUAGGUGUGUGGGAAAGAGUCUGGCUCACAGUCUGAGUCCUUUCGUGUAUUCCCAGCCCAGGCAGCUGGCCCUGUUCUACUUCCCUUCCCACAGUUCUUUCUUUCUUAUAUUGUUUCUUUCCUGUUAUCUGGUUAUAUUACAGCAACGCUUACUAGAGACCCCAGCUGGGAUCAGGGCCCCGACAUGCCGGGCGCUGCCCAGACACAGCCGGAGACAGUCCCUGCCCCUAAGAGUUUACAAAAAGACAAAAGGUGGGAGGGGAAAUGGAGGCACAGAGCGAGACCCCAAGCAGGCCAGAAACACACCCUGCGUCUCCUGACUCCAAGGCUAGUGGGCUAACAAACCGCAUCCCUCGCUUCCUCUCUCAUCCUUUUAGCUCUGCUUCCUUGUUCACCACUCAGCAGCAGGCUCCGUGCCACCCGGGAUGGGGCGCUCCCAGGGGGCUGCACAGGUCCUGGCAUCUCAGCUCAGCGGCGCUAGCCUACAGGAAAAGAAAAUCUGGGCCUGGCAGCUCUGCCAUCUGUGUGGUCUGCUGCGGGAGCUACUGCUGCUUUCCCUGCAGCCCUAGGGACACAUUUGCACAGUGGGGGCAGAGCCAGGGGCGUGCAAAUUUCUGCAUCCUCCUGUUCUCCUCUGUCCCAAGCCUCUCGCCAGACUAGCCUGGGGACCUCGAGAAGACGGUCGCUGAUAGAAACACUGUGUGUAUCACUAUUAAUGCUGUAGGUUUCCUGGCUAGGAAAUGGGUUUGAGUCCCUCAGUCUGCAUCAUAUCUCCCUCUGCAUCCUGAGCCAGCCAGUCCCUUCCCUGGGGCUGGAUGGGAGCUGGUGCCCCCUAGAAGGGACAGCCCCAUGUCCCAUUCUCCGCCCCCCUGAGCCAGUCAGUCCCUGCCCUGGGGCCGGAUAGGAAAGGCCUCAUGUCCCAUUCCCUGCCCCCUGAGAGCCAGUCAGUCCUCUCCUCAAUAGGUCAUUUCAAGCAAUAGCACUGCAAACCGGGCGAUAGCUGAUGGUUUAUACCUUUAAAAGGUAAUUGCUUGACCGGCUCACACAGGUUAGCGCGACUCUACUGUAAUGCGUAUGUUCAAUAGCCUGUGUGUUCUCCUCUUGUCAGACUUGUUUUAUACUCCACUAAACAUGUAUAUUUUGGGAUUGAGC